UAAAUUUUGAAAUAUAUGGAGCAUAUAAAUACUGUAUGACACAUUUGAUAUCUCCGCGUACCACUAGAAGGAAGCCUGCGUACCACUAUUGGUACACGUACCACAGUUUGAGAACCACUGGCUUAGAUGAUGAACUGUCUUUAAACUGUUAAGCGUGUCUUUUGCACUUCCGCCCACACAUCAAUGACAUACAACAUGUGUGCUUCGCGCUCUUUAUGCAGAGUGUGUUUUGAUUCGCACCAUCCCUCCGCGUAUUUCAGGGUUUUGCAGUUAUAAAAGCGGAAAGGAAUUAAACGAGUUAACCAGUCUCCAUCUCCAGACUCCGGAGAAGCGGUCUCCUUAAUAAGACAAGGAAGGGUAUCCUAUAUAGCACAAGCUGAAGAUGGAAAGCAAAAACAAAUUUACAGUGCUUCUUCUACUAUCAUGUAUGGCCACUAUUUUUAGCACAUUGGUUUUGAAACACAAGGAUACUCUAACGAUAACAACUCAUCUAAAAAAGAAUACAAUCAAAAUCCAAGAGGAUUCACAUUUAAUAACGCCCAUUAAAGACUCUGAGCAUUUCAUGGUUUCUGCCUUUAUUGACCACAGACUGGACGGGGCCAUUCGAGUCAUCAGCAUAAUAAAAAGAAACAACCUGCAGCCACUUUACUGUGUUUACUGUACCCCCGAACAUGUCUGCGAAACUGUUGAGACUGAGGUCCAGAUACACGCCGACCAUUUUGGCUUUCCUUUUCAUGUCUCAGAUGUGAUUUGUAAAGGCAAGAACAUGCAAAGUGCAUCACAUGUUCUCAUAACAACUCAUCCAACAAAAAAUUCAUACAACCUCAAGAUUGACUAUCUGCUGAUCAAAAAUAAUGUGGUAACAGACAAUUUCAAGUAUAACUUCACUGUUUGCAUCUCCAACCUUUUUGGAAGCUACAACAACAUACUGCAGUUUGCUCAAACUAUGGAGAUGUACAAACUUCUGGGCAUACAGCAUGUGGUCAUCUAUAAAACCAGCUCUGGUCCAGACUUGAAGAAGCUUCUAAAACAUUAUGAAUCAGAAGGGUUAUUGGAGAUUGUUUCGUGGCCUAUCGACAAGUUUCUGAAUGCCUCCUCAGGCUGGAAUUUUCAGGAACACAAAGGCGAUCUUCAUUAUUAUGGUCAGUUAGUAACACUUAACGAGUGCAUCUACAGGCACAUGUAUCAAUCCAGAUAUGUUCUUCUAAAUGACAUCGAUGAGAUCAUCAUGCCAUACAAAUACUCAAAUUUACAGUCUCUUAUGGAGGACCUCCAGUCUGCUGAUCCCAGUAAAGGAGUAUUCAUCAUAGAGAACCACGUAUUCCCCAAAACACAAUUUGAGGACAGCGGGAAGUUCAAGCGAAAAGAAUGGAAAAAUAUUGCUGGAAUCAAUAUCAUGGAGCACAUUUACAGAGAACCUGAACGUAAGAAUGUUUACAAUCCCGCAAAGAUGAUUGUCAACCCAAGGAAGGUGGAGCAGACAUCAGUGCAUUCCUCCUUGAUGAUUUUUGGAGAGAGUUACCAUGUUCCAUUUAAUGUAUGUAGGAUUGUGCAUGUGAGAGAACCACUGCAGGGGAGUCUGACCAAAGAGGAACUCUUCAUAGACAAAAGAGUCUGGGACUUUGAAAAAGAUCUGAUACCAAAUGUUGACAGAACUUUGAAACUUUCUGGACUACUUAAGGAUUCCAGUUGAGAUGUUUGCAUAAGGAAUUUGUAGAAAAAAAAUGGCACCAAAAAUUAACAAGAAAUUACAAGAGGGAAAAAUGCCCCAACAUAAUUAAACUAAACAAUUGAGGCUACCACAAAUAAGUGGAAAUAAUGAAGUGCUACUUUGCUGAAUUAUGCAUUUACUAGGGAUGUAACGGUUCAAAGAAGUCAUGGUUUAGUUCGAUAAGAUACAGCAAAAAAAAAAAAAAAAAAAGCCAGAGG
Molecule: messenger RNA, 1929 nt
Organism: Danio rerio (zebrafish)
Lineage: Eukaryota; Metazoa; Chordata; Actinopteri; Cypriniformes; Danionidae
Source: RefSeq, a predicted model, not a curated record